CCCAGUGCUGGCUCUGGCCCUAUGGGUUCCUGGAGGGCCGCACUCCCGGCCCAGCCAGGCUGAGCCUUCUAUCCCCUGCCUCUGGGGCCUGGGAACCCCCUCCUUUCUCUUGGAUGCACCUCCACCCAAGAAUCCAGACACCUGGGGGCUCUGCACUGUGGCUGGCUCGAGGAGCCAUCUGGUGACAGCCUCUGGCUGAGCAUGGCCCUCCUCGCCCUGGGCCUGGACCCCUGGAGCCUCCUGCGCCUUUUCCUCUUCCAACUGUUUCUGGCAAGGCUGCCGCUGACUGCAGGGGGCAGUGGGCAGGGGCCCCUGCCCAGGGUCACGUUCCGGGCAGGGGAUGGACGCAGGGCUCUCAGCCUCUUCCAGCAGAAGGGCCUCCAGGAUUUUGACACUCUGCUCUUGAGUGGUGAUGGAGGCACUCUCUAUGUGGGGGCUCGAGAGACCAUUCUGGCCUUGGAUAUCCAGGACUCAGGGAUGCCAAAGCUGAAGAACAUGAUACCCUGGCCAGCCAGUGACCAAAAAAAGAAUGAAUGUGCAUUUAAGAAGAAGAGCAUCGAGACACAGUGCUUCAACUUUAUCCGUGUCCUGGUCUCUGUCAAUGCCACCCACCUGUAUGCCUGUGGCACCUUCGCUUUCAGCCCCGCUUGUACCUUCAUUGAACUCCAAGAUUCCUACCUGUUGCCCAUCUCUGAGGACAAGGUUGUGGAAGGGAAGGGCCAAAGUCCCUUUGACCCUGCCCAUAAGCACACAGCUGUCUUAGCAGAUGGAAUGCUCUAUUCUGGCACCAUGAACAAUUUCCUGGGCAGCGAGCCCAUCUUGAUCCGCACGCUGGGACCCCAGCCCGUCCUCAAGACCGACAAUUUCCUCCGUUGGCUGCAGCCGGACGCCUCCUUCGUGGCAGCCAUCCCUUCGACCCACUUCGUCUACUUCUUCUUCGAGGAGACAGCCAGCGAGUUCGAGUUCUUUGAGAAGCUCCACACGUCGCGGGUGGCCAGAGUCUGCAAGAACGACGUGGGCGGGGACAAGCUGCUGCAGAAGAAGUGGACCACUUUCCUGAAGGCCCAGCUGCUGUGCUCUCAGCCGGGGCAGCUGCCCUUCAACGUCAUCCGCCACGCCGUCCUGCUGCCCGCCGCUGCCCCCGCCGAGCCCCGCGUCUACGCGACCUUCAGCUCUCAGUGGCAGAUUGGUGGGACCAGGAGCUCUGCUGUCUGUGCCUUCUCUCUCAAGGACAUCAAGCAUGUCUUUGAGGGGAAGUACAAGGAGUUGAAUAAAGAGACUUCACGCUGGACUACUUAUGGAGUCCCCGAGAUCAGUCCCCGGCCAGGCAGUUGCUCCGUAGGCCCCUCUUCUGAUAAAGCCUUGACCUUCAUGAAGGACCAUUUCCUGAUGGAUGAGCAGGUGAUGGGGACACCCUUGCUGGUGCAGUCGGGUGUGGAGUACACAAGGCUGGCAGUGGAAACAGCCCAGGGCGUCGAUGGGCACAGCCACCUGGUCAUGUACCUGGGCACCGCCACAGGGUCCCUCCAUAAGGCUGUGGUGAGUGAGGAUAACAGUGCCCAUCUGGUGGAGGAAAUCCAGCUGUUCCCUGAACCUGUCCGCAACUUGCUGCUGGCCCCCGCACAGGGUGCAGUGUUUGUGGGCUUCUCAGGGGGCAUCUGGAGGAUUCCCCGAGCCAACUGUAGCAUCUAUGAGAGCUGUGUGGACUGUGUCCUUGCCCGGGACCCCCACUGUGCCUGGGACCCUGAGUCUCGAACCUGCUGCCUCCUGCCUACCCCCAUCCCGAAGUCCUGGAGACAGGACAUGGAGCAAGGGAAUCCAAACUGGGCAUGUGCCACUGGCCCCAUGGGCAGGAGCUUCCAGCCUCAGAGCCGCCCCCAAAUGAUUAAAGAAGUUCUGGCCAUCCCCAACUCCAUCCUGGAGCUCCCCUGCCCCCAUCUGUCAGCCCUGGCCUCCUAUCGCUGGAGUCGUGGCUUGGCACAGGUCCCAGAAGCCUCGGCUGCCGCGGUCUACAAUGGCUCCUUGGUGCUGCUGCUGCGUGGUGGGGUGGGGGGCCUGUACCAGUGCUGGGCCACAGAGAAUGGCUUCUCGUACCCUGUAGUCUCCUACUGGGUGCACAGCCAGGACCAGCCCCUGGCCUUGGACCCUGAAUUGGCGGGCAUUCCCCGGGAGCGCAUGGAAGCCCCACUGACCAGGGUUGGUGGUGGGGCUGCCCUGGCUGCUCCGCGGUCCUACUGGCCCCACUUCCUCACAGUUACAGUACUCCUGGCCCUGGUGCUUUUAGGAGGCCUCCUCCUCCUCCUCACCUCCCCGCUGGGGGUGCUCCGAGCCCGGGGCAAGGUACAGGGCUGUGAGACCUUGCCCCCGGGGGAGAAGGCCCCCCUGAGUCGAGAGCAGCACCUCCAACCUCCCAAGGAACUCAGGACCUCUGCCAGCAAUGUGGACGCUGACAACAACCAUCUAGGCCCUGAUGUGGCUUAAACUCUGGGCACAGGCUGGGGGGGGCGGGCCCCCCGGGCACACUAGCUGGGGGGACCUGGGACAGCACAGCACAAAAGAUCACCUUCCUGCCAUGCCACAGUGGCCCUCAGUGGGGCUGACACAGUGGCCCUCAGAGGCUGACACAGUGGCCUGACCCCCUGGGGGCCUGCCCUGUACCACGCACACGGGCUCUCCAACUGCCUGUCCCAACCUGGGUCAAAUAAGAGCAGAUCCUUCAGCUCCGGCCAUUCCAAGAUCCUCCAGGAACAGACUGCUUCAGGAGACCCUACAACAUGUGAGUGAGUGUUCACCAACAUAUAAACAAGCCUGCAUGCCCGCUGCCCCCGCAGCAGCAGCUGCCAUACCACCCACCAAGGCUCUGCUCUCCCAGGGCUCCUGCUUCCCUUAUCAACCGUGCACUGCUGACUUCUGGGAAGUCCUUCUGGAAGUUUGACCACCUUCCUUCUUGUUUCGUUUGGGGGAGAUUCUGGUCCCUGCUGGCCCGGCUAGAAUAACAGGGGUAAUCUGAGCCUUGUUCACUCCUUUUUCUGGCUGACCUUGAUCUCUCUCCUCUCCCCUUUCCUUUAUUUUGGGAUUCAGAAAACUGCUUGUCACAGACAGUUUAUUUUUUAUUAAAAAGACAAAGCUCA
Messenger RNA from Nyctereutes procyonoides (raccoon dog), 3131 nucleotides. It is a transcript of the gene SEMA4A, whose product is annotated as semaphorin 4A. The record is from RefSeq and is a predicted model, not a curated record. The coding region runs from base 202 to 2481 and encodes 759 amino acids. Gene Ontology annotation, molecular function: chemorepellent activity; semaphorin receptor binding. Gene Ontology annotation, biological process: negative chemotaxis; semaphorin-plexin signaling pathway; neural crest cell migration. NCBI's taxonomy places the organism in Eukaryota, Metazoa, Chordata, Mammalia, Carnivora, Canidae. The transcript has 15 exons.